Molecule: messenger RNA, 1223 nt
Organism: Vicugna pacos (alpaca)
Lineage: Eukaryota; Metazoa; Chordata; Mammalia; Artiodactyla; Camelidae
Source: RefSeq, a predicted model, not a curated record
AGGAGGACAAUUAGAUUAAAAAUACAUGUUUGACACAUACUAUGUUCUGUGCAUAAUGACUAUAUCUUUCAAGACAGCAUAGAAUAAUCCUCAGUUAUCUGACAAAAAUGACACCCAGCUCAGUAUAAACAUGUCCUAUAAUGAACAAUGUGUCUGCAUCAGUUGAGUUCUUCAGUGAUCUGCAAUGGCAGAUGAUGGGGAGCUGACAUAGCUGUAUCUUAAAUCAUGACAUGUUGACUAAUCUUUUCACAGGAAGGAACCAAAGAGACCCAAAAUCAGUGGACGAGAGAAACUUCACCACAGUGAAGGAGUUCAUGCUUUUAGGGUUCAAGACAGAUCUCUGGUUACAGAGAGCUCUCUUUGGCAUCUUCCUCAUCAUUUACAUCUUCAGUCUCUUAGGGAAUAUCACCCUGAUUUCUCUGAUCUGUGCUGAUUCUCAGCUUCAUACACCCAUGUAUUUAUUCAUUGGAAUUUCAUUCCUGGAUCUCUGGUAUGCUUCCGUCUAUGCCCCCAAAAUCCUGAUAACCUGCAUUUCUGAUGACAAAAGCAUCUCCUUUGCUGGCUGUGCAGCUCAGUUCUUCUUCUCAGCUGGUCUCACCUACAGUGAGUGUCAUCUGUUGGUCGCCAUGGCUUAUGACCACUUUGUGGCCAUCUCCAACCCCUCGCUUUAUUCCCAGGUGAUGUCCCCAUGGUUAUGUGCCAGUCUCAUUGUAGCUUCAUACUUUUGUGGCUUUCUGAACUCAGCCAUCAUCACCAGUGAAACAUUUGCCCUGAGCUUCAGUGGGGACAACCUCAUUGAUGAUUUUUUCUGUGAAUUGCCUCCACUUGUCAAGUUGGCUUGUGAUGUGGAAGAGAGUUACCAGGUGGUUCUCUAUUUUAUACUUGCCUCCAAUGUCAUCACUCCCUCUGUGUUUAUCCUGGCCUGCUAUCUCUUCAUCAUUGCUGCCAUCCUGAAGAUCCACCCCACCCAAGGCCACCUCAAGGCCUUCUCCACCUGUGGCUCUCACUUGACAGCUGUCACCUUGUACUAUGGUUCCAUUCUCUUCAUUCACUCCCGGCCAAGUACUAGCUAUGCCCUGGAAAGGGAUAAAGUGGUGUUGGUGUUCUACAUGGUGGUGAUUCCCAUGUUGAAUCCCUUGAUGCAGCUUAAGAAUAAAGAUGUUAAAGAUGCCCUGAGGAAAAUGAUAGAUAGAGCCGAGUUUCUCAAACAAAGGCUUUGGUAA